Messenger RNA from Exserohilum turcica Et28A, 840 nucleotides. RefSeq lists its product as uncharacterized. The transcript is spliced from 2 exons. Gene Ontology annotation, molecular function: acetyltransferase activity. NCBI's taxonomy places the organism in Eukaryota, Fungi, Ascomycota, Dothideomycetes, Pleosporales, Pleosporaceae. The record is from RefSeq and is a predicted model, not a curated record. Bases 1 to 840 code for a protein of 279 amino acids.
AUGGGCGCACGACCAACGUUCGCGCCGGACCAGGUCGCCCGCUAUCUUGAUAGGCUGGGCCUGCCCGAGGCGGAGCGCCGGUACAGCGUGGCUGGCCUGGAUGCACACGACGCGCUCGACUAUCUGGCCCGCCUGCAGACGCUGCACCUUGCUGCCGUCCUCUUUGAGAACCUCAGCCUGCACUACUCGGCCCAUGGCACCGUGUCUGUGCAUCCCCACCAGCUGUCCAACAAGAUCAUUGGCGACGGCAAUGGCCGCGGCGGCUACUGCAUGGAGAACAACAGUCUUUUUGGCACGCUGCUGGCCUCGCUGGGCUUUGCCGUCUACUCGGGCGGCGGCCGCGUCCACGAGCCGGCGGGGUGGACGGGCUGGCUGCAUCUGCUCAACUUUGUCACCAUCGGCGACACCAAGUACCAUGUCGACGUUGGCUUUGGCGGCGACGGUCCGAUUGUGCCCAUGCCGCUGGUCCGCACAGGCGCUGUCUACGAGUACCGGCGCAACGACCAGAGCGCGUGGGACGUCAAGUACUGCUUCACCGAGCUCGAGUUCCUGCCCUGCGACUACGUCUCCAUGAACUACUUUAGCAGCACCAGCCCGCGCACCUUCUUCACCACCAUGGUCGUGGCCGACAAGAAAAUCAUGGGCGACGACGGCGAGCUGGUGGGCAAGAUGAGCAUGGCGGCCGCGUCGCUCAAGUGGAACGUUGGCGGGCAAAAGACCAAGGAAAUCGACUUCAAGAGCGAGGCAGAGAGGAUAGAGGCGCUGCAACAGUACUUUGGCAUCAGGCUCAACCAGGCAGAGCGCGACGGCAUUGCCGGCCUGCCGUCGGAGAUCAAGUAG